This is a messenger RNA of Chenopodium quinoa (quinoa), 1486 nucleotides long. Its product is annotated as cactin-like. The record is from RefSeq and is a predicted model, not a curated record. Gene Ontology annotation, biological process: mRNA cis splicing, via spliceosome. NCBI's taxonomy places the organism in Eukaryota, Viridiplantae, Streptophyta, Magnoliopsida, Caryophyllales, Amaranthaceae. The transcript has a single exon. The coding region runs from base 1 to 1452 and encodes 483 amino acids. Gene Ontology annotation, cellular component: cytoplasm; spliceosomal complex. Gene Ontology annotation, molecular function: protein binding.
AUGGCUGAGAAGAAGAGGCAGAAAGAACUGAUGGCUGAGGUUCAGAAGAUGCAGAAGAGGAGAGAAGAGAGAGCGCAGGAGAAGGCGCGGAGAGACGAGGAAAUUGUGAUGUUGCAGAGAGAAAGAGAUAGGGCUGAAUUUUGUAACUUGGAGAUGAAAGAAAGAGAGUUUCUUUUUGAACAGUAUAAAAUAAGGUCUAGGGUCCGGCUGCGCGAAGGGAGACCGAAGCCAAUUGAUAUUCUUAUUGUGUAUCUUGAUGAGUCUGAUAAAUUUGAUAAAUUUGAUGUCAGGGAGUUGGAUGAGCCGCCUUACAUGGUUUUCAAGGGCUUAAGUACUGUUAAAGAAUUUCAGGAGUUAAUUGAUGAUAUUAAACUGCAUCUUGAUCUUGACAGGGCGUCUACAUCGUCGGCUCAUGCGGAAUAUUGGGAGGCAUUGUUGGUGGUUUGCGAGUGGGAGUUGGCUGAAAUUAGGAAAAAAGAGGCAAUUGAUCAUCGAGUUGGACUCAGUGGUAUGCAUACGAAUGUUGAAAAAGACGUCAUAAACUACUUGGAAGGCAAGAGUUACAAAGAUUUGGUAGCACUUUUAACACAAAUUGAGUCAUUGAUGCUUACUGGAAGAGCGAUGGUGGUUGAGUAUUGGGAAGCUGUCCUUAAACAGCUUCACUUUUACAAGGCUAAGGCUUGUCUUAAUGAAAUUCAUACGAGUAGAAAUUUGCGCCGCCUUGAAGUACAGCAGGCUCUCCAAGAGAAAAACAUUCAACCUGUGGAGGGAAUCGAGGAAGAAGUUGAAGAUGCUCGGGAUGGUCCAUAUUCUCCUCGGCUCUUACAUGGUGAAGAUAAUGAGGAAGCAAUUGAUCCUGAUGAGGAUAGGGUAGUUUUGGAGAAGCGCUUGGGUGUUUUGGUUGAACAUAAAAGGUGGUUGAAAGAAGCAGGAAUGGCUUUAGAACCGCGUUCAAAGCCAGAGGAGGGUGACUUUGAGGUCAUGGCAAAGAAAGGAAGUAUGGGAGCCAUGGAGGAAGGUGACGUGGUUGUAGGUUCCGAUGCUGUAGUGAAUCUGGAUUCACAGGUGUAUGAUUGGCAUGACAUGUACCGCCCAAGAAAGCCCAAGUAUUUCAAUUAUGUUCAUACAAGUUAUGAAUGGAACAAGUAUAACCGGACACAUUACAGCCGUGAUAACCCUCCUCCCAAGUUUGUUCAAGGCUACAAGUUUAACGUAUUAUACCCACAUCUUAUCGACAGUUCUAAGGUUCCCAAGCCACUUGUUGAGAAAGAUGGGGACUCCACUGAGACUUGUAUUAUUAGAUUUCAAGCCGGGCCUCCUUAUGAAGACCUAACAUUCCGAAUUGUGCUUAAUGAGUGGGAGCUUUCCUGCAAAAGGGGUUUCAAAUGUACCUUUGAACAAGGCAUAUUACGUUUGUAUUUUAACUUCAAGCGGUAUGGUUAUCGACGAUAAGAAUGUAUUUGCUCCCAGUCACUCUGAACAUCCA